This is a messenger RNA of Peronospora belbahrii, 654 nucleotides long. The record is from the annotation of a GenBank genome assembly. NCBI's taxonomy places the organism in Eukaryota, Oomycota, Peronosporomycetes, Peronosporales, Peronosporaceae.
AUGGUGACCACAACCCGAUCCAAGUGCGUAUCCAUGGAUGGAUUAACGCAAAGUCUUUCUGAUCUUAGCACACUACAAGCAAAAGUAGGCGAAUUACGCCUUACUUCCGAAGGCACGUGGCUCUAUCUACUUCACGUAACCUGUGGUCGUGGCCGUUGGCAGGUAGCUAAACGCUAUAGUGAAAUUCGCGAGCUAUGGCUUGAGCUGAGCAAGACACUUGGUGAUAACAACGCUCAAAUCUCGUGCACUGAACACAGCCAUUUUCUUGCUGGACUUGAACAGGACAAGUUUCCCAAGAAGCACCUGCUACUAACGCAGCACAAGCUUGAGGCGCGCGCCAGUAAACUCGAUCAGUUUUUUCUCAAGCUUGCAAUGCGUCUUAAUCUAUGCAAGCCUCACGAAUUACUGAAGUGUCGUAUGCGUGGAUGUGCACUUUUGAAGCUCAUUGCGAGCUUUUUUGAUGAAAAUGCCGAACAAACCAAGAAAUGCGCCUCAACGGGCAUUUUACGAAGCAUUUCGAUGCAGCGUGAGGUACAGCGUCACAAUCAGCAGUUUACAAAGAAGAGACGUGGUAGUAUUGGUAUGGGCAUCAAUCACUGCUUUUCGUUUGGUUUUCAGCAACAGCAUAACGCUGUUGCUGGAUUUGCUCAGUGA